AACAAACAUACCUACCCCGCAUAGUCUCUCAGCAUCUUCAAUGGCGUCUACGGAACCCAUCAAUGUACCAUUCUUCAAAAAGAAGGGAAAAGCACGCCCAGCGACCACCAGAAAACGCUCGACAUCGCCCCCGGCGUCUACGCAGCCCGUCGCCUCCUCGUCCAAGUCACAAGUCGUGCACCCUUCCCGAAAAGCUACCGGUAAUCUACUAAGCGCUGGUACAAAGCGAACAGCGUCGAAGCGCGACGAGGACGACGAACUUGACGGAGAUGCUCCCGUGAGGGAAGGCCCAGACGUCAAGUGGACUGCGGAGGGCUCUCACAUGAACGCGGCGCUCGAGAUUAUCGCGGGCGACGAGGCAGCGGAGAUCCUCGCGAAGCGACAGCGAAAGGAGAAGCUGGACAGAGGCGAUAUAUCGGACGAGGAUGGGCCGGACGAUGGGAAGUAUCAUGGGCAGAGCAAGUAUAGGACCCACGUCAAGAAGAGUAAGGAAAUCCCGAAGGCGAUGCGCGUCGGCCCACAAAGAAACACGAGCACGAUCAGGACGGUCACCAUCGUCGAUUAUCAGCCUGACGUAUGUAAGGACUACAAAGAAACGGGUUACUGCGGCUUCGGUGACACCUGUAAAUUCUUGCACGAUCGCGGAACAUACCUCGCCGGUUGGCAGCUUGAUAAGCUCGCGGAGAAUCCGAGAAAGCAGGUGGAAGAUGCGUCAGAUGACGACUCGGACUCGGACGAGGAGGACGUUCCAUUCGCAUGUCUCGUCUGUCGCAAACCUUACACGGAACCGGUCGUGACGCGCUGCGGACACUACUAUUGCUCCGCGUGCGCGAUCAAACGUUACGCAAAGACCCCAAAAUGCCUUGCUUGCGGCGCACCCACAGGCGGCAUCUUCAAUCGCGCAGACAAGGUAAUAGCGAAGAUCAACAAGAAACGAGCGGAUAAGGCCGCGGGUGACGGUCAUGAAAGCGGCCAGGAGGGCGGCGGGGUGCAAAUCGAGGGGCUCGAAGACGACGGGAGUGCCCAAGAUAGUGACAGCGACAGCGGGGGCGAAUAAUCACCCAAACAACGUUCUGUCAACGGGAUUCACCCUGGGGUCGAUAACGAGGACGGGUUCUUCUUACGCAUUAUUUGACGGCGACAGCGAUGGGGCUCAUGCGGGUCUCUUCGGAUUGCCGUGAACAGGAAAAAGGACGACACGACCGUUGACAUCGCGAGGGCCGAAAACGGACAUUUGAACGACUUACCUCACAUAGAGUUUUUAGUUUUGUACCCUGUGAUCAGCGUCUAGCUAUAGAAGCCCGAAUGUAAUAUAUG
This is a messenger RNA of Coniophora puteana RWD-64-598 SS2, 1317 nucleotides long. RefSeq lists its product as uncharacterized. The record is from RefSeq and is a predicted model, not a curated record. Bases 41 to 1057 code for a protein of 338 amino acids. The transcript is spliced from 3 exons. Gene Ontology annotation, molecular function: metal ion binding. NCBI's taxonomy places the organism in Eukaryota, Fungi, Basidiomycota, Agaricomycetes, Boletales, Coniophoraceae. Gene Ontology annotation, biological process: snoRNA splicing. Gene Ontology annotation, cellular component: U2-type spliceosomal complex.